AUGUCAGGCCCAAUACCUCGCAAGAAGGCCCACUUUCAAGUCAUGUCUGACCUACAUCUGGAACUCUCAAACCAAUAUAGCACAUUUUCUAUCCCUCCUGCAGCUCCGUUCCUUAUCCUUGCUGGAGAUAUUGGACAACUGGCCAAUUACGAGCCAUUCCUUGUGUUCCUUCGUGCACAAUGUCGUCAGUUUUCCCGUGUUUUCCUGGUCCUUGGCAACCAUGAAUUCUACGGGCUGUCACGAGACGAAGGGCUUCGGCGGGCAGCGUCUUUGGAGCAGGAGCCUAAUCUUGUCGGCAAACUCACGGUGCUAAACCGAACUCGAGUAUCGCUGGAGGAAUACGGCAUCACGAUUCUUGGCUGCACGCUGCAUUCUUUGAUACCUCCUGAAGCAGAGGAGGUUGUGAGAGGCAGGGUGAAGGACUUCCAGAGAAUUGAAAAUUGGACAAUAGCCAGCCAUAAUAAGGAACAUUCUCUCGACGUGGCUUGGCUAGAAAACCAGAUCAAACUUAUUCGAGAUGAUAAAAAUACUUCGGAGCAUAAGAUUUUGGUCGUUACCCAUCACGCUCCGUCAGUACGAGAAUCAAGCAGUCCACUUCAUAGUGGAAACCCAUGGGGGUCUGCUUUUGCAACCGAUCUUCUUGGGAAUGAGGACAAACCAGCUCUCUCAGACGUGCAGUGGUGGAUAUUUGGGCACACUCAUUUCUGCACCGAGUUCUCAAAAGCCAACGUGAGGGUUGUUAGCAACCAACGAGGUUAUGUUAUGCCUGAAAUCGCCGAGAAACAAGUGCCAACGCCAUUCCUCCAGUCACUUGUUCAGAAAACGAAAUCUCUCUCAACUAACAGGCAAUCCACAUUCCAGGUCAAGAAAGUCAUCAGAAUUUGA
This is a messenger RNA of Pseudogymnoascus verrucosus, 885 nucleotides long. RefSeq lists its product as uncharacterized. The transcript has a single exon. Gene Ontology annotation, molecular function: hydrolase activity. Bases 1 to 885 code for a protein of 294 amino acids. The record is from RefSeq and is a predicted model, not a curated record. NCBI's taxonomy places the organism in Eukaryota, Fungi, Ascomycota, Leotiomycetes, Thelebolales, Thelebolaceae.